CGUUUGACAAAAAUGUCAACAGUCGAGUCGAGUAUUUUAUUUUUAUGAAUUAUGACAGUUGAGUUCAAUUCGUUGAUAACGGUUAGACCGUAUAUUUUGAACAGUACACAUUAGUUUGAAUUACGCGAAUAGGAACUAACCUUUUCUAGUUUCAUUACUGAAUCAUCGUUUUCCUUGUUCUUCUGAUUGUGGGCUUGUACGUCGGACUGCUCGUACUUCAGCUCGCACUUCGCUGAUAAAAUCCAUGUAACCUAACCUUACCAACUUCAAAACAUCAUUUGAAAUUCAAUUUCACAAUUUGUUAAAUAGCGCCUAGCUCCGUGAUCAUAAUGUUCGAAGACUAUUAUUCUGGUUCUACGAUACUGAAGCCACUCUCUGUGAAAACUGGAGUAGAAAUUGAUCGGCUGAAUUUCGUCGUCUGUCAGCUAGUUGCCUUGGGUUUGGCAUUUUUAAUGAGAAAAUUCCUUCAUCCGAGUUCUACGUCUGGUACAGUACGGCAUGCUUUCUCGAGUAUUAUUGGACUACUGUUGAGUUAUUUUUGUUUCGGAAAUGAAGUGGGACACCUAUUGAUCGUUGCGACGGCCUGUUAUUUGAUAAUUACGUUUCAAAGUUCAAAAGUCAUGCCGCACUUCGUUUUCGUCGUGUCCAUGGGAUAUUUGGCUUCUAUUCAUUUUAAACGAUUGAUAUUCAAUUAUGGCGCGUACAAUCUCGAUAUUACGGGUCCUUUGAUGGUUUUAGUGCAAAGAGUAUCAGGUCUGGCGUAUAGUCUACAUGAUGGAUUGGAUUGCGAGUACGAAAAAUUAUCGCCAUAUCGUCAGAAGUACAUUACUAAGAAUAAACCGUCAAUUUUGCAAUAUUACGGAUACUUGUUUCAAUUUCAAAGUAUUCUGGCCGGUCCCAAUGUACUUUUUAAAGACUAUAUACAGUUUAUCGAUGGCACCAAUUUCAAAAAUGUAAAAUCCGAUUCAUCAAAUGACAAAGUCGAAUCGGAACCAUCUCCCUUCAAAGUGGUGCUGCAGAAAUUCCUCAUCAGCAUAGCUUGCAUAAUGUUCUACCUAUCGGUAUCUUCGCACUUUUCGAUUGAAAUUGCCAAAGGUAGGGAAUUCAUGUACGAAUGGAGCAGUUUCCGACAAAUGGGAUUCCUGGUGAUAUGCACGACAUUGACCAGAUUCAUGUACUAUCAUGCGUGGAUACUGGCCGACGCUGUUUGUAAUGCAUCUGGGCUCGGAUUCAACGGAUAUGACGCAAAAGGCAAUCCGAAAUGGGAUAUUACCCAAAAUGUCGACAUUUUUGGCUUCGAAUUCUCGGAUAAUUUAAGAAAUGCGAUCACUUGCUGGAACACUGGGACUAACGUAUGGUUACGAUUCAUAGUUUACGAAAGACUGGAAAAGUACAACAAAACGUUGUUCACAUUUUUAUUGUCGGCUGCGUGGCAUGGUUUCUAUCCCGGAUACUACGUUUGCUUCAUAACUGCUGCGCUUUUCGUAACGGCGGCUCGAAAUGUACGUAAAUACGUUCGCCCUCAUUUCAUGAAUAACUCUACGUUGAAAUUGUUCUACGACGGAUGUACUUUCAUAACUACGAGGGUUGCUAUCGCGUAUUUUACAUUCCCGUUUGUAAUGUAUGAUUUUUGGCCGGCGCUGAUUAUUUACAAGAAUAUGCUAUUCAUUUUCCAUGUUGGAUCUUUUUUCGCCAUCUUCGCGCUGCCAAUAAUUAGCAAAAAAUUUCUGCCUAGACCUUCGACAAUGCCAUCGAAACAAGACUAAGUUAUAACGUGCCUGUGAUAAACUACCUACUAUUUUUGUGAUUAGAAAUCAAAUUAACGUAAAAUACCGCAUUUGUAUCUUCGAAAUUAAUUUUUCGAUACGUAAUUCAUAUCUACGGGUACAGAAAAAUGUAAUCGGUCGGUCAAUGUAGAUGUGCGGUAAUGUCGACAAUAACGUUGAUUUUUUCACUUUUUUUUUUUUUUUUUUAAAUCGUCUGAAAUUAUGGUUACCUUUUUGUUGUUCCUUGUUGGCCCUCAAGUUGUGUGUUUAGUUAAUAAGCAGCAGUAUCUACCAACCAACUACCAACAGAAUUGAUGGCUGAAUAAAUUUGGACACUUCAAGACUGAUUGUGAGAAUAGAUAUCGGUAUCCGAAUGCAAAAGCAAUUUGAUCUCCACUAAAACUAAUUCAUUUUAUUUACGUAGGUACCUAAUUAAUCAUAUUUUCACUUCGUUUCUCUCUGAUUCUGAUAAUUGUGAAUAGUGUAAUGGGUAAUGAUUAGGGACUCAUUGUGUAAUAUAGUAUAUAGAUAAUGUAUACGUACUAUAUAUAAUAUGCUUCAAAUGUUAGAUAUUUCAACCAUUUACGUACGCUUUUUCAACACUCGCGUCAUCCUUAUUUACUUGAUGAAAUGAUGACUUUAAGGGUAGAUUGUCUUAUUAUGUAGGUAUAACUAUGUCAUUGCUGGUCAUUAUGUUUAGAAGCCGUUUAAUGUGUAAAUACGUUUAAAAUAUUAUUAAUUGCGGGUUGUUCGCAUUGAAAUGGCGCAGGCCUAUUGGCCUGGGACCAUACAGCAUGCACUAAGGUCGAAGAUAUUAGUUUACGAAAGUGUUGCACCUAUGAUCAGUGUAAGUUUUCUGUCACUAGAAUUUGUAUCGAUCGAUAUUUUGUUUGUUUCGCAAAACUACAUGGGUAAAAAUGAAA
This is a messenger RNA of Planococcus citri (citrus mealybug), 2689 nucleotides long. Its product is annotated as lysophospholipid acyltransferase 6-like. The record is from RefSeq and is a predicted model, not a curated record. Gene Ontology annotation, cellular component: membrane. NCBI's taxonomy places the organism in Eukaryota, Metazoa, Arthropoda, Insecta, Hemiptera, Pseudococcidae. Gene Ontology annotation, molecular function: acyltransferase activity. The transcript has 9 exons. The coding region runs from base 330 to 1766 and encodes 478 amino acids. Gene Ontology annotation, biological process: lipid modification.